AUGCUAUCCCUCUGGACAGGGCAGGGCCACGAAGGCAGCAGCUGCCUGCGCCUUCUGCACCUGCCGGGUUGCCCAAGGGAGAAGGAGCCACCAGACAGCCAGAAGCUCUCGCAGCCGGAGGAAAAAGAAGAGCUUCGAGCUUCGGGAGCUUCCACCAGCCUCAGCCGGACACCACACAAGAUUACACCCAUUUUUAGGGUGAGGACUGGAGGGCAACGGCACCAGGAGUACCUGAAGAUGCUGAGCGAGAGGGAGGAGGCGCUCGAUGAGGCUGAUGAGCUGGAGCACUUGGUGACAUCUCAGACAGAGUCUGUGAACAUUGACCACCCAAAUCACAUUGUAACAGUGACGACCAUCAGCGACCUGGACCUCUCAGGAGCGCGCCAGCUGGGAUUGACCACUCCUGUGGAAAAGACUGAUGGAUCAGAAGAAGAGAAAGGAGAAGAAGUGGUGAAGAAGCCUGUAAGAACAAUGCCGAAGAAGUCCAGAAACCCAUUUCUAUCUGAAAAGAUAUCUUCUCUUACUGCCACGCUGCACAUGCACAGCCGGAAAAAGACGAAGGGAAAGCGACCCCAGCGUGGGCAGGGUCCCCGCAAGAAGGCCCAGAAAUCCAGCACGGGCCGCACCACUAAGACUCAGCGACGGAGGCUGACGGGCAAAAUGGGCCGCGACCAAGACUAACAGAGAAGCCAGUGCUCAGACCAGCAGCUGGGACAGCACUCCACACCCGACCUGCUGCUCUCUUGGGCCCCUUCACUGUGGGCGAG
Molecule: messenger RNA, 767 nt
Organism: Chaetura pelagica (chimney swift)
Lineage: Eukaryota; Metazoa; Chordata; Aves; Apodiformes; Apodidae
Gene: NOL12
Product: nucleolar protein 12
Exons: 6
Coding region: 1-681 (226 amino acids)
Cellular component (GO): nucleolus
Molecular function (GO): RNA binding
Source: RefSeq, a predicted model, not a curated record